AUGCUCGUCUCGCUCACUGUCGGCAAGGUCGACGCCGGCGUCACAAUCGAAUUCCCCUCGAUCCUGCUCCCUCCCGAUAUCGCAUCGGGCUCCAUCGUCGACAUCAAUGUCACGCGCAACAAGAAUUCCGAGACGGUAGCGGAGCGCUCGUUUAGGGAGCUCCAGGACUCGAUCCUCUCCUGCUUCGGUGCGGCCGAGCCAUCGGCGCCAGUCCUGCGGUGCCGCAACGCAACUCAAACGAGCGUCGUGCUCGAAUGGGACCCGAUCCAGCUGGCGACGGCCGAUCUGAUCAGCCUGGCACUGUACCGCAACGGCCAGAAGGCGGGCAACAUCCCCAAGCCGCUCGCGAUGCACACCACCAAAAUCAGCGGCUUGGCCGUUGAUACCGAAUACACGUUCCACUUGGUACUGCGCACGACGGCGGGCACGACGGCAAGCCAGCGCGUGACGGUGCGCACCCACAAGAUGACGGAUCUGAGCGGCAUCACCAUCACGACGGGCAUACUCCCGGCCGCCGUGCGCGAGGGGCUGGGCGCGGCCGUCGAGCGCAUCGGCGCCAAAAUCGUCGACGGUGUGCGCAUCGACACAACCCACUUCGUCACGACCGAGGGCCGCGGCCUGCAGUGGGAGAAGGCAAACGAGCUCAACAUCCCCAUCGUCCGGCCCGAGUGGGUUGAGGCGUGCGAGCGCAACGGCCGCAUCCUCGGCGUUACAAAGUUCUACCUAGACGCGGUCCGCGCCGGCCCGCCGUUUGAGGACCGUCCUGGCACCGCGGGAACCGUCGGAACCACGACGACGACGGGGACUACGACGACUGUUGCCCCUCCAGCCACCGCCCCGUCGCCUCCCCAGAAGGACGACCAAACGCCGCAGAAUGCGCCCAGCCCGAAUAGCAACCAGGCGCCAGAACCCAGCUCCGAAAACGGGGCAGGGCAGAAAGAGGAGGGAGGCACCGAGUCAGACUCGUCGAGUGACGAUGGAGAGGAAAUCCAGGAGGAGCAAAAAGCCAGGUCAGGUGGGCAAGACGAGCAGAAAAUGCUGGCGGACGAGCGGGACGAGAAACGGCUGGUGGAGAGGCCGAAACCGACGGUUGAGGACGAGGCGGAUGAUGAUACAGAAGAAGAGAAGGCGGCUGGCCAGGAUGAAAAGGAUGGGAAACCCGGUGGUGAUGGGGCUUCCUUCCAGGAUGUUGCGCUGUAA
Molecule: messenger RNA, 1200 nt
Organism: Chaetomium globosum CBS 148.51
Lineage: Eukaryota; Fungi; Ascomycota; Sordariomycetes; Sordariales; Chaetomiaceae
Exons: 2
Coding region: 1-1200 (399 amino acids)
Biological process (GO): conjugation with cellular fusion; Golgi to plasma membrane transport
Cellular component (GO): trans-Golgi network; exomer complex
Molecular function (GO): protein dimerization activity
Source: RefSeq, a predicted model, not a curated record